AUGUUCCCCAAUGGCACCGCCUCCUCUCCCUCCUCUCCUAGCCCCAGCCCAAGCAGCUGCGGCGAAGGCGGAGGCAGCAGGGGCCCCGGGGCCGGCGCUGCAGACGGGAUGGAGGAACCGGGGCGAAAUGCGUCCCAGAACGGGACCUUGAGCGAGGGCCAGAGCAGCGCCAUCCUCAUCUCUUUCAUCUACUCCGUGGUGUGCCUGGUGGGACUGUGUGGGAACUCCAUGGUCAUCUAUGUGAUCCUGCGCUACGCCAAGAUGAAGACGGCCACUAACAUCUACAUCCUCAACCUGGCCAUCGCCGAUGAGCUUCUCAUGCUCAGCGUGCCCUUCCUGGUCACGUCCACGUUGCUUCGCCACUGGCCCUUCGGCGCGCUGCUCUGCCGCCUCGUGCUCAGCGUGGACGCAGUCAACAUGUUCACCAGCAUCUACUGUCUGACCGUGCUCAGCGUGGACCGCUACGUGGCCGUGGUGCACCCCAUCAAGGCAGCACGCUACCGCCGGCCCACCGUGGCCAAGGUGGUGAACCUCGGCGUGUGGGUACUGUCGCUGCUCGUCAUUCUGCCCAUCGUGGUCUUCUCGCGCACGGCGGCCAACAGUGACGGUACGGUGGCCUGCAACAUGCUCAUGCCCGAGCCCGCCCAGCGCUGGCUGGUGGGCUUCGUGCUGUACACUUUUCUCAUGGGCUUCCUGCUGCCCGUCGGGGCCAUCUGCCUGUGCUACGUGCUCAUCAUCGCCAAAAUGCGCAUGGUGGCCCUCAAGGCCGGCUGGCAGCAGCGCAAACGCUCGGAGCGCAAGAUCACCCUGAUGGUGAUGAUGGUGGUGAUGGUGUUUGUCAUCUGCUGGAUGCCUUUCUAUGUGGUGCAGCUGGUCAACGUGUUCGCAGAGCAGGACGAUGCCACGGUGAGCCAGCUGUCGGUCAUCCUUGGUUACGCCAACAGCUGCGCCAACCCCAUCCUCUAUGGCUUCCUUUCAGACAACUUCAAGCGCUCUUUCCAGCGCAUUCUUUGCCUCAGCUGGAUGGACAACGCCGCCGAGGAGCCAGUCGACUACUACGCCACAGCCCUCAAGAGCCGCGCCUACAGCGUGGAGGACUUCCAGCCUGAGAACCUGGAGUCCGGCGGCGUCUUCCGUAAUGGCACCUGCACGUCCCGGAUCACGACCCUCUGAGCCCGGGCCAAGCAGGGACCUUGCCCCAAGAGAAGGGGAGAAUGAGGAGAAAGGGAGGUCGGGUGCGAGAGGUGAAAGGAUCCCAGGCAUCAGGGUGCAAUGGGAAAAGUGGGGCUAGAACACCGUGCGCUGCGGUUGGAGACCUGGAGAGGGGCGCGACAAAGGUGGAAUUGGACGCUUCGCUUAUAAGCGGGGAAGACGAGCGGGCCCCUUUCUCCUCCUUCGCUUCUUCCUCCACUGCGCUUGCACUUCUGCAUCCCUCUGUGCUCCCGACUCGGCAGUGUCGAGCUUUCUUUCUCCCCGUCCUGCGGAUGCAGAACGUGAACUUUUUAACGUGGCCAACUCAGC
Messenger RNA from Hippopotamus amphibius kiboko, 1521 nucleotides. RefSeq names its product somatostatin receptor 1 (gene SSTR1). The record is from RefSeq and is a predicted model, not a curated record. The transcript has a single exon. NCBI's taxonomy places the organism in Eukaryota, Metazoa, Chordata, Mammalia, Artiodactyla, Hippopotamidae. Gene Ontology annotation, cellular component: membrane; neuron projection. Gene Ontology annotation, biological process: neuropeptide signaling pathway; cellular response to estradiol stimulus. Gene Ontology annotation, molecular function: neuropeptide binding; somatostatin receptor activity. Bases 1 to 1173 code for a protein of 390 amino acids.